Messenger RNA from Salmo salar (Atlantic salmon), 10763 nucleotides. NCBI's taxonomy places the organism in Eukaryota, Metazoa, Chordata, Actinopteri, Salmoniformes, Salmonidae. The record is from RefSeq and is a predicted model, not a curated record.
UCUGCCAGAGACGGAAGAGCAAGCGAGACACCCCAGUCCUAGAUGGUUUUAUUUAUUUAUUUAUUUUCUGGUUCAAUAAAAGUCAAUAUGAACUAAGUAGACCCGACCCAGCGGAUAUUGCAUUGGUGUCUAUGAGAGACACACCCAGUUAAGAAGACCGGAACUGACUUUUUAAAAAUGUUUGUCUGUGAUAAAAGGUCUGAGUUAACCGUCUUCAUUUAUCCACCAUCUUUGGUCGUGCUUUGAAUACAGAGCAUGGAAAUAUUGCCACAAGCAAUGCCCCGAGUGACGAGUGCGCACAGCACUGUACCAUGGCAACUUUGAUAGGAUUCUUCUAUGAUUCUAACUAACGGAAUAUUUAGGCAAAGCGCUCAUCUGUGGAUACAUUAUAUGAAGAACUUUUCUUAUUAUUUGCUUGUAGAAAUACAUUUCCCUUGUUUUCAGUCGUUUGAGAAGUCUACGCCUAGGAUAACUCUAUGUCUUGCUACCCAGACGUGAAUGGCGCCUGAGCCCAACUCUUCUCCAGUGUGUGUGUGUGUGUGUGUGUGUCAGUGCAGACACACACACCCUCUCCCUCGUCAGUCUCAGUUAUCAGAUAUUUCUACCCUGCCUGGUCCGGAACCCUGCCAGCCAAGCGGAUAAUGGCCCUACUUUCUCUCCAGUUACCCCUCAGAGUGUAAGGAGCCGAGACCACGUCACACACACACACACACACACACACACACACACACACACACACACACACACACACACACACACACACACACACACACACACACACACACACACACACACACACACACACACACACACACUUCCCUGACAGCUCUGCUUUUGUUUCUGGGUGAUGACAUCAUGACCGGGGCGUUACUGAACGGGGGAAAUGCGGCAGACACACAAACUCCUCGAUUCUCGCUCCUCUGAAGCCCGAAGUCUUCAAACACCAUCGCUAGAGAUGGAGGCAGCUUCAGUCCACAAAGCUUCCUGUGUUUGGAUUUAUAUUAACAGUUAUCAGCCGUACUCCCACAACCCUUCCCAGCCUCGGUGCCUCUAGAGGGGCCCAUCGACCCAGGAUGCAGGGGGACUCUGGUCCGGCCCAGCCCCAGCCACGAUGCCCAUCACCCAGGAGAACGCCCUGAGCCACAUCCAUCUACUGGAGGACUGGCUCCUGGUGGCCCAGACAAGGUACGAGGACCACUAUGGAGACCCAGACCAGCAGUCCACCACCAGCAGAGACCCAGACCAGCAGUCCACCACCAGCAGAGACCCAGACCAGCAGUCCACCACCAGCAGAGACCCAGACCAGCAGUCCACCACCAGCAGAGACCCAGACCAGCAGUCCACCACCAGCAGAGACCCAGACCAGAACUCGUACCAGGAGUCAGAACACGAGGAGGAUGCCUGCAACACGGUCAGUGGCAACACGGUCAGUGGCAACACGGUCAGUGGCAACACGGUCAACAGCGGCGGCUGCAGAGGUACCAGCGGAGACAUGUCUCUAUGUCAGGCCGCUAUACAGAAACUGGUGGAAUACAUCCAGCUCAACUUCACAGAGGAAGGAGACAUCCAGAGUACCGCCCUCAGACCCACGACGCCGUGCGGAGCUGUGGACGCGGAGGUGCGAGCCGUCUGCCUCACCAAGCGAGAGGGGGACGAGGCAGAGCUGGGACUCAGUUUCGGUAACAUCCCGAUAUUCGGGGAUCCGGAGGGGGAGGACAGGAAGAAGGGAGGAAGGAGGAGGAGGAGGAGGAAGGGGGAUCAGGGACCCGUGUUGGACGUGGGCUGUAUCUGGGUAACGGAAGUGAGGAAGAGAAGUCCCGCGGCGAGGUGCGGUAGAAUCAAACUACGAGACGAGUUGCUGUCACUCAACGGUCAGCUGAUGGUGGGCGUCGACGUCACGGGAGCCAGUUAUCUGGCUGACCAGUGCUGGAAUGGCGGCUGCAUCUACCUGAUCAUGCUCCGGAGGAUCAAACGCAAAGCCCCUCUCCCUCCGUGCAAUGGAAACGGCAACAGUGGUGUAAUCCAAGAUGGCCGAAACUCCCUGGACCAUAGGAGCAGCGUGUUCUCCAAGCCUCCUGACAGCCUUCCGACGCAGACCGGUGGCAGCAAACGGACGCGAAAGUUUGGCAUCAUCGCCCGGUCGACGUUCAAUCGUGAUAGUAAAGAGCUGGGCCCUAAGAACGAGAGCUGGGACGAUGGCGGCGGGGAAACGCUGGAGAACGGUUACCGCGGCAACGGAGGCUCUGCGAUCUCCAUGGACAUGGAGGUCACGCCCCCAGAGCCUAGUAGCUGCACCCCUUCCAUGGACACGCCCCCAGAGGAGCAGCCAAGAGAACCAGGACCAGCGACAAUUCUGGCCCCUCUAGCGAUCCCACAUCACCUGCAGAAUGGGGGAGGAACCGCCACCCUGCCGAAUCGCUUCCACAGAGGACUGUCCGAACACAAGACAGAGUCCCUCAGCAGUGAUACCUCCAGUCAGGUAGGACAGACAGAGUCCCUCAGCAGUGAUACCUCCAGUCAGGUAGGACAGACAGAAUCCCUCAGCAGUGAUACCUCCAGUCAGGUAGGACAGACAGAAUCCCUCAGCAGUGAUACCUCCAGUCAGGUAAGACAGACAGAAUCCCUCAGCAGUGAUACCUCCAGUCAGGUAACACAGACAGAGUCCCUCAGCAGUGAUACCUCCAGUCAGGUAACACAGACAGAAUCCCUCAGCAGUGAUACCUCCAGUCAGGUAAAACAGACAGAAUCCCUCAGCAGUGAUACCUCCAGUCAGGUAACACAGACAGAAUCCCUCAGCAGUGAUACCUCCAGUCAGGUAACACAGACAGAAUCCCUCAGCAGUGAUACCUCCAGUCAGGUAACACAGACAGAGUCCCUCAGCAGUGAUACCUCCAGUCAGGUAGGACAGACAGAGUCCCUCAGCAGUGAUACCUCCAGUCAGGUAACACAGACAGAAUCCCCCAGCAGUGAUACCUCCAGUCAGGUAGGACAGACAGAAUCCCUCAGCAGUGAUACCUCCAGUCAGGUAGGACAGACAGAAUCCCCCAGCAGUGAUACCUCCAGUCAGGUAACACAGACAGAAUCCCUCAGCAGUGAUACCUCCAGUCAGGUAACACAGACAGAAUCCCUCAGCAGUGAUACCUCCAGUCAGGUAGGACAGACAGAGUCCCUCAGCAGUGAUACCUCCAGUCAGCCCAGAGAGGGGAGUCGUAUCUGGAAGAUGCACAUGGUGAAAGGUCAGGAGGGGCUGGGGAUCCAGAUUACGGGAGGACGAGGGUCCAAGCGCUCCCCGCACGGCAUCAUCAUAGCGCACGUGGAGGAGGGCGGCGCCACACAGAGGGACAGACGCCUGAAGGCCGGUGAUGAACUCCUGAUGAUCAACGGUCAGUCUCUGGUUGGCCUGUCUCAUUUGGAGGCUGUAGACAUCCUACGCUCUACCGCUGGACUGGUACAACUGGUCGUCGCUAGCAGGGAAGAGUCAGAAGUGGAUUUCCAGCGGUACCCGUCCACCAGCCUGCCAGACCUGGUCAGUACCUGCGCCUCGUCUUCUUCUUCCUCUGCUUCUCCCAGCGACAAUCAGGAGAACAUGGAACCUCAUCACAGGCACGGAGGUUGGGAGGACCUGACAGCCAGCAGCCUCAGCCUCUCUCGUUCUCAACCUACCACGCUGACUGAUCUGGAGAAGCUAGAGGACCGAGGCCGGGUGGAGGGACCGAAAGAAACCUGCCGCUCUCCUACAUCCAUGAAGUUCAGGAGCAGAUCACAAGGGGGCGGUAAUCGUCUGGAGUCUGUUGGAGAGGAUGACGAGCUGAUCGUGGAGAAUGGAGAGGCGGGGAGUGACAUGGUGGAGAAACCGACACUAGGUGGACGCAAACACUCCCUGCCUCAGCAGUUAGACACUGUGGGCAUCCGACAGGAGUAUCAGAUAGUUAAGAAAUCAGCUCGCUCCCUGAGCACCGUUCAAGUGGAGUCUCCAUGGCGACUGGCCCAGCCGUCUAUUAUAUCCAACAUAGUCCUCAUGAAAGGACAGGGCAAGGGACUGGGGUUCAGCAUCGUCGGUGGUCAGGACUCUGCCCGAGGAAGGAUGGGGAUCUUUGUCAAGACUAUCUUCUCUAACGGAGCAGCGGUCGCAGACGGAAGACUGAAAGAGGGAGAUGAGAUUCUGGAGGUGAAUGGAGACUCUCUCCAGGGCCUGACCCACCAGCAGGCCAUCCAGACCUUCAAGCAGCUGAAGAAGGGUGUGGUGACUCUAACAGUACGGACACGUCUCCGCAGCCCCAGCCUGACGCCGUGCCCCACCCCCACCCUUCUCAGCCGCUCCUCUUCCCCGAACUCCAACGCCAGCGGGGGCAACCCCACCCCAGUACCCCCCACCUUCGACGAACCCCCAGAAACCCGCAAGGGACCCCCAGGUCCUGGCCCCAAGGACCGCAUCAUCAUGGAGGUUACACUCAACAAAGAGCCCGGGGUGGGUCUGGGUAUAGGGACCUGCUGUCUAACUCUAGAGAACAGUCCUCCAGCCAUCUAUAUCCACAGUCUGGCCCCUGGCUCUGUCGCCAAGAUGGAUGGACGACUCAGUCGAGGGGACCAGGUCUUGGAGGUGGACUCUGUGAGUCUACGCCAUGCGGCCCUGAGUGAGGCCUAUGCUAUUCUCAGUGAGUGUGGACCCGGACCUGUCAGCCUAAUCAUCAGCAGACACCCCAACCCCAAGGUUUCAGAGCAGGAGAUGGAUGAUGUAAUCACUAGGUCUUCACACAGAGACAGCCUGAGUAAGGACGGACACGCCUCUCAAACUCUAGGCAUGCACUCUAAGAGCCCCUCCCUCACAGUGAAGGCCAAACAGGCAGAUGGCUCUUCCCUCAGCUGGACCAUGAAAAGAUUCCUGGAGCCCGCCAGCAGGCAAGGGUCUCUGAGUUCAGAGGCGGAGCUAUCUCAGUACUUUUCCCAGGAAGUAACCAGUCAUUCGUCGCUGUCGGAAACCAAUGCGAUGGGAUCCAGUGAUGACGACAUGCUCCACCACAGGAGCUGUAACACCUCAAUAGACGACACCCCCGCCACUCAGCCACAUGGGUUAAAAGAUGCCUCCUGUGUGGGAGCGGAGGUCAGAACGGAUGAUAAGGCCCCCGGUGUCCCGGUGUUGAACCGGCCAGUGAAGACCGCCCAGCGCCAGCCCACCACGUGUAGUCCCGGUAACGGCUCCGUCCGCAGUCCCCUGCUCCGACAGAGACGAGUCAUCUGCUAUGACGAUGAGGUCAGCGAUGAUGAAGAUGCUGUUACCCUGCCCUUCUGCCAGGUCGCUGGUCAUGUCACCACCAUGGGGGUGGUUACUGACUCUGGCAUCAUGAUCUCAACUCAAUCAGUGGAGUUGGACGAGGAGAGUGAAGGACCACCUAUCCUGCUUCAUAGUAUCUCUCUGGACUCAGAGGAAGGGGUCGGUUUCGUUCCUUCCUCCGGCGCCGAAUCACCCUUCAUGCCUAUCCGCCGGUCGGACCACCACCAGACCCCCGGGGCAGGAGGAGGGUCUUUCCUCACGACAGGAACCAGUAACCUGGGUGUGAGGAUGGACCCUCAGGGCCCCCUGGAACCCAAGCACUCCCCUAAGCUGGAACACAAGGCUGUGACCCGCGUCAAGAGUAUGCUGAGCAUCGAGGCCCCACCCAUCCAGCCAACCAAUCAGCAGAACCAGAACCAGAGACCCAAAGGAGAGGAGUCUCCAAUGUCCCCAUCGUUCCAGCCUCUGAUCCCUGAGCCUGGUGGGGUAGCCUCCAGCCGCUCCCUGGGACGGCCAGGGUCUAACCCCAACCCCCUCUGUAAGAAGGGCGAGGCCUGCGGCGAGCUGGCGGAGGUCUGCACCAUCGACAAGGUGGUCCUGAGGAGGAGUGAGGAGGAGUCCUUCGGUCUGGACCUGGAGAUCAGAUCCUCUCCUCUGAAGGUGGUGAUCACUGGACUGAGGCAUGGAGGAGCGGCCGAGAGGGAAUCCCAGGGCAGGAUGUGUGUUGGGGACGAGAUCGUGUCGAUUGGGGACACACAAAUGUGCUCCUCGUCCUAUCACGACAUCUGUGAGCUCAUGCACAAUCUCCCUGUGACCCUCACGCUAGAGGUCAAGAGGCCCAUGUCAGGUGAGUCUAUGUCAGCUGUAGAUCGCCUGUCCAGCCUCAUGAUGUCAUCGGGGAGUUGUGAUGUCACGGGACCCUCCAGACUUCCCCAGGAAGCCAAUGGGAGGGCUCCAAAUCCAGGAAGUCCCUCCUCCUCACCGACCAAUCACAAUCCCAAACCCACAACCCUAAUCAACCACAGCAAUGAUAUACCGGUCACCUACAUUGAUGACGUCAUAACCAAACUAAGCUCCUCCGAUGUAAAGAGCGCCCUCUCUUCCAAUACCAUCAAAGCCCCUUCAGAAGCACAACAUACAGAGACUAUGGCCUGUAAGUCAGCUGUAGACAGCAAGGCCCUGCCAGAGAAUGAGAAAAGCACAGUUCAGACUCCUCCAACAUUGCCCAGUCAGUUAGAUUUCUCUGUCUUGGACUCUGGAAAGAAAUGCUGCCUCAUGCCUGUGGGUAAAACAUUCUUGAACAAUUACUCCAGAAACUUUAGCAGUAAUCUCACAGAUGAGGGAAUUAAUGCUCUUUCAAACAGGGUGGAGAGACCCCCCAGUGCCUCUGCUGCCGAUUCGAACUGCAACAUGUACGACAUGGUUGGCGACAGUGAUUCGGAGAGCGAAGACACUGCCACCGACAACAGCCGUGGCGCUGCCGGCGAUAACAAACCGGCGAGCUGCAGUGUCGGCGCUGGGCCCCAGAACACGGAUUCUGAUGAGGAAGAAGUAGAGAUUUGUUACAGUGAGGCCCAGCGACCCAGCACUCUGAGUCAGGCAGCGCUGACUCACCUAACAGAUGGGCCAUUGUCUCCACAGCUCCCUAUCUCUAUCUCUGGCUCUGACGGCAGCCACAGUACAAAGGAGACUGGGCCCUUUGAUGUAGCACUAGACUCUGCUUCUUCCUCCUCCUCCUCCACUGUCGCUACUGCUUCAGCGGUCUCCCAGCAAAACGAAGACUGCUCUGUUGUAACAACCCAAUCCAACCCCAAUCAGAAAGCAUUCCCCUCACUGUCUCGGGGUCUGCCUGCCUCUGGCUCUCAAUCCUCAGCUGCCUGUCUGGCUGUGGAGGCCAAAGGUUCCCCUUGCCAAGUAAUGCCCCGCCAGUCUUCCAAGGACACAGAUUCUGUGCUCACUACAAACCCUGCAGGGCCUUCAGAAUGUGGUGUCAACAGGGUUUGUGACACUGUUAUAACACAUCCAAUAAAACCCAGCCAUGCUCCUUCAUUAAGCGUCUGCAGUACCCCCAUUGCGGCGGCUAGCCGCAACUUCGCGCAACAGAGUCAGGAGUGGUCAGCCCGACUCCGUACAAACGUUUCACCGGCUGCGGCUUUAGGGAAACUAUCUAACACACAAUCGUCAUCAUUUCACUCAGCGGUGGGAGAGGCAAAUCCCUCCAACUGUAGCAAUGUCUGGUCAGGCGCAUCUAAACCAUUGUCAACAUCGCUAACAACAAGAGACAGUGAGAAAGAGAAAGUUCCCUCAUCAACUUCGCUAACAACAAGAGACAGUGAGAGAAAGAAAGUUCCCUCAUCAAUAUCGCUAACAGCAAGAGACAGGGAGAGAGAGAAAGUUUCAACAUCGCUAACAACGAGAGACAGGGAGAGAGCGAAAGUUCCUUCGUCAACUUCGCUAACAACAAAGGACAGUGAGAUAGAGAAAGUUCCCUCAUCAACAUCGCUAACAACAAGAGACAGGGAGAGAGAGAAAGUUCCCUCAUCAACAUCGCUAACAACAAGGGACAGUGAGAUAGAGAAAGUUCCCUCAUCAAUAUCGCUAACAACAAGAGACGGGGAGAGAGAGAAAGUUCCCUCAUCAACAUCGCUAACAACAAGGGACAGUGAGAUAGAGAAAGUUCCCUCAUCAAUAUCGCUAACAACAAGGGACAGUGAGAUAGAGAAAGUUCCCUCAUCAAUAUCGCUAACAACAAGAGACAGGGAGAGAGAGAAAGUUCCCUCAUCAACAUCGCUAACAACAAGAGACAGUGAGAGAGAGAAAGUUUCCUCAUCAAUAUCGCUAACAACAAGAGACAGGGAGAGAGAGAAAGUUCCCUCGUCAACAUCACUAACAACAAGAGACAGGGAGAGAGAGAAAGUUCCCUUAACAUCCCUGGACCUCAGGUUGGUCCAGAAUAACCCUACUAGUCCCUCUCUCAGGACGUCCGGUUUCAAAUCAGUCAACAACACUUCAACAGACAGUCCUCUAUCCAGCAGUAGCAGCAGGCUCAGAGUCAGUGACAAAGUCCAGAAGACCAGCAGCACUGCACCCAAAAUGAAGGGGCUCAACAUCAAAAGUAAAACCAAACCCCAGGAGCAGCUUUCCCCAAAACCAGCCAGAGCAGAAAGUUUGUCGGUUCUGAGGAAAGCCAACAACACUUCUCCGCUCCAGUCCCCCAAACUGCAAGCCAAGAAGGUGGGCUCCCCCCUGCAAACCAGGAAUGUGGAUUCCCCUCUGCUUACCAGGAAGGCAGCCGUAAACAGCAGCCUAAAGAGUAAACAGCAAGACCGGAGCAGCAGUAGCCCUGCCACGCCGGGAACAGACGGAGGCCAGGACAACCCCACCACCACUACUACGCCAGAACCAAUCAGCCAAUCACAAUCAGCUACCAAGAUGAAGGUAGAGGAGCACCGUCUACACAAAGAGGUGGAGCAAGGGAUUUUGGCGGUGGCCAAGUCAAAAGAACGACCAGAGCCAGUCCCGAUUACCCAGAGGACCUUCAUCGAGGUGCAACUCUCAUCUUCUACUCUUUCUCCCUCCUCCUCGCCUACACCAGUUCUGGCACCAAAGGAAACUGUGAAUUCAAAGGAUUACUCAAUUACUCAUACCACAAAUAUUACUCAACACAAGGAUCAAGUCAAUGGAAGUCCAGUAGAGACUAGUCUAUGGCCAGGAACCCUUGCAACCCCUGGCUCGGUGUGUAAUCUUGAAAAGGUCAACGACACUACCAGUAAUUCAGCAGUGAACUCAAUAGUCCUAGAAUCCGUAGAUGGGGUUCCUUUGCCUAUGGGCAAUGGUCCCAUAGACAUCUCUCACAUGAACUGUAGUAUAACAGAGACGGAUGAAACUGAGAGCCUCAAAGCCAACAAGUCCAAACUGAAGGCGAUGGAGCGUCGUAGUUUCUCCACAGACAACAACGUCUCAGGGGAUCCCAACCCUUUCUCCGUCCGCCAGCGGAUCAAGUCAUUUGAGAACCUGGCCAGCUUCGACAAGCCAGUGCUCAAAUGCAUCGACAUCCAGUCCUUUGCUCAGUCCUAUGCUCUGACAGCAACGUUGAAGCCGCCUCUCAACCGGAGACUGUCUGGCUACAUAUCUGGAUCCGUGAGCUCCGUAGACUGUCGCUCGCUACGAAGGAGCUUCAGUUCGUGCAUCGACAACCUCAACACAUUAACCCCGUUGACCCCAAUGUCGCCUCAGCUUCGCAAGUCACCGUCGAGCCUGACCCUCACAAACUUUGACCUGUUGACGCAAAGCUGUAGCACUAGCGAAGCUCCCCUCGGACAAAACCAGGACAAACUUGCAGGUGGAGAAAGUCCCAGAAUCUCCCCAGGAGUCGUAACCCUAACCCCUCAGACACCUCCGGUGAUGCGGAGUCGCCAGGCCCGAGGCCAUGCCAACCUGUCCAGGUCUAGACUGAGGGAGCUCAGGGCCCUUAGCAUGCCCGACCUGGACAAGCUCUGCACCGAUGACUUCUCCAGUGACCCAGGGACCAACGCUACCAUUAAGACGGAGCUGGAGAUACACCCAGCCAGGCUCACAGAGGUCGUUCAGAACCAGACAGGGAGCUGUUCCCCGCCUGCUAAGCCCACCGGGGUGCACCCGACCAGGGCCAGCUGGGCGGACGCUGGGGCCAGCCUGGACCCCAUCCAGAGGAAAACCAACUGGCAACAGACAGAUAUCCAGAACUGGUCCAUCAGUUUGACAGUGCUGGCUGGCUCUCCGGUGGAGCAGAGUAAGCUACAGGCGGUCCUGGCCUCCGUGACCACCAAGACCGAUGUGUUGGCCCUGCUACAGGAGGCCAAGGCUCUCUCUGAGGAUAAAGAUGAUACCCACUUUGUAGUCUUCUCUAAAGAAGAGGGAUCUGGACUUGGUUUCAGCAUCGCUGGUGGAAUGGACCUUGAGCAGAAGUCCAUAACUGUCCAUCGGGUGUUCUCUAAAGGCGUGGCCAGCCUGGAAGGUACCAUUCAACGGGGGGACAGUGUCCUGUCCAUCAACGGCAGCAGCUUGGAGGGGAUGUCCCACGUAGAAGCCGUGUCCUGUCUCCACCAGGCUAGACUAUCCAGUCAGGCCCUGGUGGUUAUUUCGCAAGGGGAAGGACAGUGAAGGACAGAUGUCCCCGAGACAACAUAACCUGUCCCACCACACCGGAAGAAGCUACUCCCUGGGGUGCAGAGAGAACAGGCCUGAGACAACUAGAUCUGUUAUGGGACUUGGAGUAGUGGUGGAGGUGGGUCCUGACGGGGCUCUGAGGGUGGAGCUGCUGAAGACGUCAGCUGGUCUGGGCUUCAGUCUGGAGGGGGGCAAAGCCUCGGCACACGGAGACCUACCCCUCAACGUUAAACGAGUCUUCAAAGGUGGUGCUGCGGAGCUGUCGAGGGUGGUGGACGUGGGAGACGAGGUACUGGAGGUCAACGGACGCUCGCUGCAGGGCCUCAUGCAUUAUGACGCCUGG